Zea mays is the source of this 2031-nucleotide messenger RNA. RefSeq lists its product as uncharacterized. The record is from RefSeq and is a predicted model, not a curated record. Lineage: Eukaryota; Viridiplantae; Streptophyta; Magnoliopsida; Poales; Poaceae. The transcript has 10 exons. Gene Ontology annotation, biological process: rRNA processing; tRNA 5'-leader removal. Gene Ontology annotation, cellular component: ribonuclease P complex; ribonuclease MRP complex. Bases 816 to 1781 code for a protein of 321 amino acids. Gene Ontology annotation, molecular function: ribonuclease P RNA binding.
UGCGAGCAACAGCCAACAGCCAAGAACUACGACUACGGUACGGCCGUCCACCGCUCUAGGACUACGACAACAAGUCCUAACCCUAGCCCCGGUAGCCGCCACCGCCAGGCUCUACGACUACGGCCCGGCCGUCCACCGCUCGGCCGUCCACCGGUCCACCGCUCUACGCGACGGCUCCAUCGCUCGGCUGCUCCAGGCUCCAGCGCCCUCCAGGCUCCAGCAGAUCCCGGAAGCACCGACCACGGUCCACGGCGAGUCGGCGAGCAGACAGCACAGGCGCACAACAGUGACGGCGAGCAGACAGCACAGGCGCACAGCCUCCGCGCAUCCGCGGUCCGCGUCCGGCCGUGCAGCCGCGCAGUGGACGGGCGGGCGGGUAAUGGAUACCCGUUGGAUAACGGAUACCCGGCGGGUACGGGUACGGAUACAGAUCCGUACCCACGAGCGUAAAUGAGUAUGUGUAUGGAUUUGGUUUUAUCUCGUGGGUAUGAAUACGCGAACCAUAUAUCCGCGUUCUACCCGCCCGAUUGCCACCCCUAGCUGUGCGUUCUCCCUCCCGUGUCCGGCGGCCGGAUGUUGUGUGCGUCUCUGGUAUCCCUCCCGUGUCCGGUGGCUGGCCCUUGUUGAGCGAGCGCCGAGCAGCUACCGGCGCCUCUGCCUCCCGCCUCUCGCCCGGUCACCCGUCGUCGACUCGCCGUCAGGCAGCGUCGCUCCGCCGCACCAGUCUCCAUCAAAACAGGACAGCACAGCGCCGGCCUCCCUCAACACUUCAACAACUAACACUUGAGCAAGUAUACUGGCUUCCUAAAGGAUCAAUGUCGGCUAUCUCUGAUCAGAAGAAACGCACCUUGGAAGCCCUUCAGCAACAGUAUACUGCUGCAAAAGCUAAGAAAUUGCAAGAUGAACAGGUUAAGAGUCAGAAGAAGAGCAAUUUUAAUACCCCUAAGCCUAAAUGUGAUGCACCAAGGGGAAGCAAAGGUCCAGAAAUCACUCCUCGACGAACAUAUGCCCAACCUUCUCAUAAAGGUGUAGCAUUUUCUAGUUCUAAUUGUCAACAAAAGCCUUCCACGUCCUCAGGUGAAGAAAUCAAUCCUGUGUAUGCUGAACUUUCUUGUGCUUUUCAUGACACUUUGUCCAAAGGUGUUGUCUCGGAUUUGGAUGGCACAGAGGUUGUUCACAAUGUUAUAUAUGACAUAAUUCAGAAAGGUGGAGAUGCUGGGAAAAUUACAAAGGGUGCCAAAAAGUUGAAACUGGAAAAAGGGAUCCUUUUGGAUAAUUAUGUUCAGAGGGGUUCUAGAUUAGUGGAUUCCCAAGCAAGAUCUUUGUUGAUUCAUUCAAAGCGAUCAAAAAGGCACAUGUCUCUAAAACAACAUAAGAAAUGUGGUUCAUUUGAUUUAGAUGGUACAUUCCACAAGUACGACCUCUAUAAGCCAAUGCAUGAGAUGUGGAAGGACUAUAUCAGAGAGCUUAUGGAUCUGAGCCCGAAAAAGAAAUUUACUGAGAACCUUCUUUCAGCAGAUCUUCAUGGGGCCCUUCUAAUAGUGGCAGAAUGCAAAGCUGCUUCAUAUAAAGGUGUAAACGGCAUCAUGAUUCGGGAUACUGCAGAGACGUUUGGAAUUAUAUCCGAGGACAACCGCUUCCGAGUUGUACCAAAAGCUGGUUCAGUGUUCGUACUUCAAGCAGAUCGCUGGAAGUUCACACUGAUUGGCGACAAGCUCUCGCCCAGGGAGAAGUUGAAGGAGGAUCAGCGUCAACAACGUGCACAAUCGCUAAUCAGAUAGUUUCCAAUGUGCCAGCUGUUCUCUCAAAAUUUUUGCUCCACGAAAUACUUGCUUUUGUUUAGCUGUUUUACCCUUUUUAGUUUGCCUCUAACAUUGAAGGUAGAUAAUGGGUGUCUGUUUUUGCAACUAUUGAUUUUAUUUUACACAGCAAGAUGUAACUGCAACGGCCACGCCGUCAUUGUUUAACUGUCAUUCAUGCUCUCCAUGAUAAAUAUAUAGAGUUAAUAGGAAUGGGAAUGAGGUUGACCUA